This is a messenger RNA of Akanthomyces muscarius, 951 nucleotides long. RefSeq lists its product as uncharacterized. NCBI's taxonomy places the organism in Eukaryota, Fungi, Ascomycota, Sordariomycetes, Hypocreales, Cordycipitaceae. The record is from RefSeq and is a predicted model, not a curated record. The transcript has 3 exons. Gene Ontology annotation, molecular function: aldehyde-lyase activity. Bases 1 to 951 code for a protein of 316 amino acids. Gene Ontology annotation, cellular component: cytoplasm.
AUGGACCGAGCCGCCAGGGCAAAUGCGGGUGAAGGCAUGGCCGCAUAUGCUGCCCCUUCGCUGUUUCAACCUCACCUCGCCCGGCAAGCUCUCCGGGAUGCACAUGAAAAGAAGAUUUCUCCUCUACUCUGUAUAUUCCACGCCGUCAGCUCCGUUCCUGUUGUCCGUUUCAUCACGCCGUUCAACUUUGACGCCGCGGCCGUGGACUGGGAGCACAGCUCCUGCAACACCGAGACGAUGACGACAAUGGUGCAUGAGAUUGCCUUUAUGAGCCACGGAAAGACGAUUCCGUGGGUGCGAGUCCCUGGUCAUGACCAUGCAUCUAUCGGCUGGGCCCUCGAUGCCGGAGCCAGCAUCAUUGUCCCCCAGGUCGACACUGUCGAACAAGCUCAACAUAUCGUAUCAGCGACCAAAUUCGGCACCCGUCAUAGAGGGACACGUUCUGCGCCUCCUGGUAGAUGGCUGGCUGGUGUGACAGACAUUCCUUUUGACUCGUCUAGGACGAUCCACGAAUGCCUCAACGACCAAGCUGCCAUUAUGAUCCAGAUUGAAUCGCUAGAAGGAAUAAACAACCUGGAUGACAUUCUCACCCAGGUGCCUGACAUUGACGCCGUGUGGCUGGGCAGCCUUGACGCACGCAUCAGCAUGAAUUUGCCCGGGAAUUUUGGUCUCGGCGGCGAUGAGCCCGAGUGGCACGCGGCCCGCGACAAGUUCUUUGAGGUCCUCGACAAGCACGACAAGCCUUACGGCGGGUUCGCGUUCCCCACGCCGCCCUUUGGAAGCGCCGAGGGCUUCAAAAAGGCCACUGACCGCAUGUCCUUGGUAGCGUGUACGGCCGAUAUGUUGCAUCUCAUGGCUCUUGGUAAUGAUCUGCAGACUGCUAGGGGUCUUGUUAGUGAGGCAGUUGAGGAGCGCAAACUAAGCAGCAAUGGGACCACGACCGCUAAGUAG